This is a messenger RNA of Adelges cooleyi (spruce gall adelgid), 2288 nucleotides long. RefSeq names its product 2-aminoethanethiol dioxygenase. The record is from RefSeq and is a predicted model, not a curated record. Gene Ontology annotation, cellular component: mitochondrion. Gene Ontology annotation, molecular function: oxidoreductase activity, acting on single donors with incorporation of molecular oxygen, incorporation of two atoms of oxygen. Bases 611 to 1339 code for a protein of 242 amino acids. The transcript has 2 exons. NCBI's taxonomy places the organism in Eukaryota, Metazoa, Arthropoda, Insecta, Hemiptera, Adelgidae.
AUGUCAGACAUACUAUUUACUACAUCCACAUGGCACACUCUACAUAGUAGAAACUAUAUGAAAAUAGUUUUCAUAAUAAUUCAUAUAGUUAGUGUAAUAGUUGAAAGCGAAGUUGUUGGUUAUAACUUUACUAAUUACUACCAAUGUACAUUAUUAUUUAUUCAGUAAUUUAUAUUACCAUUGGGCAUUGGAUUGUUAUUUGUUUUGUAUGGGCGUUCCCCUUCCGUGAAUUAAAAUCCAGUGAAUCCAGCUGAUAAGAAUUUAUGUAGACGUUCCGAGAUAACGAAAAUUUGAAAUUUGAGUUACGAUUAUUAUAAUUAAAUAACAUCAUGCAACAUAAUUUGUUACAGUUAUAGUAGAGAUUAUAGAAUCGACUUGCUGAGUUUUUUUUAAUAUUAUUAAUUAUUAAAAAUUAUCAUAUGAUUUGUUUCGUUUUGUAUAUGGUAAAUUUUGUUUAGCUAGUUUUGGUUUUCUUUACCAAAUUAAUUAAUUCUUAUUUCUAUGUGGUAGUGUUAAAAUUAAUAAUACUUAAAUAUAAUUUUGUUGCAAAACUAAUAAUUUUAACAAUAUUUUAUUGUAUAGUAUUGAAAUUUUAUAAUUUGUAUUUAUAAUGGCAUCUAAAAUUGAAUGUGUUCUCAAGCAAUCGUUGAUUACAUUUUCUGGUUCUCAUACAUCUAAGACUUUUCAUGAUAAUUUAAUAAAGCUGAAACGAUAUGCUAAUGAAUUGGAUGCAAAUUCUAUUACUUUAGACAACAGAUUACUACGGUGUGAUACUUAUGAGCUAAACAGUAGUUUUGAUAAGUUAUCUGGAAGUGUUCUUAUACGCCGUGUAAGGGCACCUGUUACUUACAUAGAAGUAUAUGAAGACCAAAAUGUAUCCAUUGGCAUAUUUGUGUUAAGAAAUGGUGCUAAAAUUCCACUACACGAUCAUCCAUGUAUGUAUGGUGUUUUGAAAGUUAUACAUGGCAAGGUUAGGAUACAAAGUUAUACACCAAAAAAAAAGGAUUACAGCCAAUUAAAUGAAUGUAUUAUAAGUGCUGUUAAAAUGGCACCAAUUAUAAUUGGAGAAUCUGAUGAACCGUGUGUGUUGUGUCCAGUAGAAGGAAAUAUUCAUCAAGUCGAUACUGUAGAUGGACCGGCUGCAUUUGUCGAUAUAUUAGCUCCACCCUAUAGAACUGAUAUUCCAGAUGUAGGUAAACGAUACUGCAGGUAUUUCAAAGAACUGAAUAUGUCCAAAGAUAUUAAACUAGAAGUUGUACCUGAUCCUAAAGAUUAUUGGAGCGAUACAGCUCCGUAUACUGGACCACAAUUCAAUUUAAAUAUUGAUGAAAACUCUUAAUUUUUGUUUAUUAAAUAUCGUAAGAUAUUUUAUGUAGAAUAUUUGUCCACUACUAGUCAGCAGUGCCUUAAUAUGUUAUUAAAAUUUAAUAUACUGUUUUAGAGAAGUAUGAUAAAUUAUUUAACUCUGUAUAAGAUAAUAUGUACAUAUUUGUAUAUCCCUACAUGUACAGAGUUUCCUAUGAAGAUAAUUUAGAAAUGGUUAAAUAUUGUAAUAUAUUUAAUACUAAUUAAGGUUUUAAAAUUCUGCUUUUUAAAAAUAAAUCAUGCUCUUUUAAAUAAAAUAACUUUUUUAUUUAAAAUAAAAAUAAUAUGUUUAUAGUCAAAAAACUAAUGAAUUAUUUAUAAUAACCAAAUUAAAGAUCUUUAUUUUCUAGGGGAUCUUACAAUGGGUAGGUUUAUCUUAGUGGGACAUUUUGCAAGUAUAUUUUAUUACUCUAAUACUCGUUAAAAAAAUAUUUUAUUUUUCUUAAAAUCAGAUCAAUUUGUUGGUAUAAUUUGUUUGACAAUACUUGUAAUAAAUUAUGUAUAUUAAUGUAUGAUAGAUAUAAUUUUAUAAUAAAAAUGUAUUUAGAGGACGUCACAAUAAAACCUGAAUUACUAUUUUAUCUACAUGAUAAUCAAUGUUAUUAUUGUAAUUUACUUUACAACAGAACAAUAGUUUAUUUUAAAUUUAAAGUUUUGAAAUGUUUAUCCCAAAUUGGUGAUUUAUUUUUUUUAUUUACUGUUUUAAUUGUUUAGUUACCUAAUACAGUUUUUGAAUUGUAAACAUUGAAAUAUGUAUAGAAUGUUAAUUUGAAUGUAAUUAACAUUUAUAAAGGUCGGCAGGGUGGGAUAAAGCUACAGUGUAGUAACGCACAGUUCGAAUCUUGGCCACUGAUGGUUUCUUCCUUAAAUAAUAAAUAAUUUAUUAACUUCAAAUAUACUUUGACAACUUUAAAUAAUUUUUU